Messenger RNA from Podospora anserina S mat+, 1725 nucleotides. RefSeq lists its product as uncharacterized. Gene Ontology annotation, cellular component: membrane. Bases 1 to 1725 code for a protein of 574 amino acids. Gene Ontology annotation, molecular function: amino acid transmembrane transporter activity. Gene Ontology annotation, biological process: amino acid transmembrane transport. NCBI's taxonomy places the organism in Eukaryota, Fungi, Ascomycota, Sordariomycetes, Sordariales, Podosporaceae. The record is from RefSeq and is a predicted model, not a curated record. The transcript is spliced from 2 exons.
AUGUCGUCCUCAGAAGAGAAGGGACCCCUCCCUGUCACUCCUGAGAAGGAGGUUCCUCCCCCACAGUUCACCCACGGUGGUGAUGCCAUCAACCAGCAUCGCGACCAAGAGGACUUCUGGACUCGCAAUGGCCUCAACCUCAAGUCCUUCCAGAGACGUGGCGAUGGCGCCUCCAUCGACUCUCUCGACCGCACCAUGAAGGCCCGCCAUCUGCACAUGAUUGCCAUCGGUGGUUCUAUCGGUGCUGGUUUCUUCGUCGGUUCCGGAAAGGCCCUCGCUACCGGUGGUCCCGCAACCCUCCUCAUCGAUUUCUCCAUCAUUGGUAUUAUGAUGUUCAACACGGUCUACGCUCUCGGCGAACUUGCUGUCAUGUUCCCUGUCUCUGGUGGUUUCUACACGUACUCUACUCGCUUCAUCGAUCCUUCCUGGGGUUUCGCCAUGGGCUGGAACUACGUCAUGCAAUGGUCUAUCGUCUUGCCUCUUGAACUCACGGUCUGCGGUAUCACAAUUCAAUACUGGACGAAAGACAUCAAUGUUGCUGUCUGGAUCACCGUCUUCAUGUUUGCCAUCAUCAUCGUCAACGUUUUCGGCACUCUCGGAUACGCUGAGGAGGAGUUCUGGUCUUCGGUUCUCAAGCUUGGAGCGACUGUCGUCUUCAUGAUCAUUGCCGUCGUCCUCGUCUGUGGUGGUGGUCCCGAGGGCAGCGCUUACGACGAAUACUCUGGUGGCAAGCUUUGGCAAGAUCCUGGCGCUUUCGCCAACGGCUUCCGUGGCUUCUGCUCCGUCUUCGUCACUGCUGCUUUCUCCUUCUCCGGAACUGAGCUGGUCGGUCUUGCCGCUGCUGAGGCCCGCAACCCCGUCAGGUCUCUUCCCGGUGCCAUCAAGCAGGUGUUCUGGCGUAUCACCCUCUUCUACAUCCUGGGUCUCACCUUCAUCGGUCUCCUCGUCCGCCACGAUGACGACCGUCUCCUCGGUGGUGACAACCCGUACAUCAACGUCGAUGCUUCUCCCUUCGUUCUGGUCGGUCUCGAUGCCAAUCUUCACGGCUAUGAUUCGUUCAUGAACGUCAUUAUCUUGGUCUCCGUCCUUUCCAUCGGUGUUUCCUCCGUCUAUGGUGGUUCCCGUACCCUCACUGCCCUUUCCCAGCAGGGUUAUGCCCCCAAGAUCUUCUCCUACAUCGACCGCUCCGGCCGCCCUCUCAUCUCCGUGCUCUUCGUUUGCGCUUUCGGCCCCCUCGCCUAUGUCAACCUGAGCACUUCCGGUGUCGUUGUCUUCGACUGGCUCCUCGCCUUGUCUGGUCUUGCCGCCCUCUUUACCUGGGGUUCCAUCUGCUUGGCCCAUAUCCGCUUCCGCAAGGCUUGGGCUCGCCAGGGUCACACUCUGGAUGAGAUUCCCUUCAAGGCCGCUGGUGGUGUCUAUGGCUCUUACCUUGGCCUCAUCCUCGUCAUCCUCGUCUUGAUCGCUCAGCUUUUCGUCGCCAUCUGCCCCGUCGGCGGCGGCUUCAACGAUGUCGAGGGCUUCUUCAAGUCUUACCUCGCCCUUCCCGUCGUCAUCGUCUUCUGGAUCGGUGGUUUCGUCUGGAAGCGAACAGGUUGGCUCCGCACCGACCAGAUCGAUGUUGACACUGGCCGCCGCGAGCUCCCCUGGGACGAGAUCAACGAGUACCGCGAGAGGCUUGCUCAGAUGCCCGCCUGGAAGCGCGUCUUGCAUACUGUCUUCGUCUAA